This is a messenger RNA of Fomitopsis serialis, 1509 nucleotides long. RefSeq lists its product as uncharacterized. NCBI's taxonomy places the organism in Eukaryota, Fungi, Basidiomycota, Agaricomycetes, Polyporales, Fomitopsidaceae. The record is from RefSeq and is a predicted model, not a curated record. The transcript is spliced from 6 exons. The coding region runs from base 1 to 1509 and encodes 502 amino acids.
AUGACUUCCACUCAAUGCGUCGACUCAAUUUUUCAGAGUGAGGCAUCAGAUCUUUAUGACAAAACUUGGGGCCGACAGUGGCCACAGCACUCAAACAAGAUCGUCAAGACCGAUGUUGUAACCACCGGACACACCCUACCCAUCAAUGGGGGCGCCGCUCUCAAUGAGAACGACGAGUCUGGCUCAGUCGACAAAGAUGCGGAUUAUGUCUACGGCGACGGCGCCGACCUCGCCAUACCUGAGGAACUCAGGUACGAUGUCCUCAUCAUCCGCGAUGAGUAUGUCCAGCUCCGCAAGAUGAUGGAGGAGGGCAAUCUACGGGACAAACGCGCUAUCGUGGUGGUAGGCCAGCCAGGGAUCGGAAAGACCACCUUCCUCUUAUACCUUCUCUUGCAUCGUCUCGAGCGCAGACUUCCAACGGCAGUCCAACUUAGUCCCCACUUCUACAACAUCUUCGACGAGGAAGGCGCCACGGCUCGUGCCAUCAAUAAGUGUUGGGCCCUGAGUGACAGCAACACCGACAUAGUCAUGCCGUGCGCGCCCUUUCGAAACCGCGCAAAGUUUGUCAUCCAGGCGACAUCGCCCAGACCCGAGAGGUGGAAGGAAUGGCUAAAGCAAAAGAUGGGCCGUCUCGUCAUCUCUGCUCUGCCCAAGGUACUGGAGAUAGGAGCAAUCUUGAAAGAGCUCCAGUUCGACCCGUCUUCUACUCUUUGCCUCGUGCGCAAGUGGGGGCCAUCGAUCCGGAACAUCAUCUGCAUCACGGAGGAUUUAUUAGCGCGAGCUUCAGCAGUGCAUAUAUGCGCGGAUCCGUUGUCUGUCAACGCGAUGUCGGGAAAGGGGCGGAAGGCAGAUAGCGAAGGCUCCAACCUCGUCUUCCUUCGUCCUCACCGUGAGGCCGGCGACCUCUGGCAAAGCGUCCCUUUCAUCCCGACGAAGUACCUCAGCGACAUCUUCGAAGAGUAUCGCAGCAGAUUGUCGAAUGACAGAUCCCUCCAGCUCUUCCGUGCCUUCAGUCCGCACUCCUACACGAGGGCACCCGGCGGCUGGGUCCACGAAACCAAUAUGCAUGCUCGCCUGAGUAGAGGUGCGCCAGCUCUCCGCAUCUUUCGAGACCAAGACGAGAAGGAGAUGCUACCAUCGAGUCAUCUCCUCCCCGGUACGGCGGCCGGAAUCAAGACCAUAGGUGUGCGCGACUCCUUUUAUUGGUUCCCGUGUGUGAGCAACUUCCCGGGAAUCGACGGUGUCCUCGGGGAUACCGACGGCAACAUUUACACCGUGCAGGCGACAAUUGCAGAGGAGCACCCCACCCCCGUCGAAGGACUUCAAGAGGUCUGGAGGCGCCUCAAAGUCGCCGUUCGAACGAGCCGUACUUGGCACUUCGUCCUUGUCGCAGACCGCCGGACAGUGGCAGAUACAUACGUGGAGCGAUUUUCAGAGAAGUUGGAUGGCCUCACGCUUGGUCCUGCCGGUGCUCGUGUACCUGUGCAUGUGUGGGGUUGCGUUCUCUAA